AUGUGUAAUCCUGAUGAAUGCAAGUUAGCAGUUCAUGUGCCUAGAACUCGUGAUCUGCUCGCUUCUACCUCAAAUCUCAAGCUUCCGAAACACAUUCCGACAACAGCAAAUCCAAGAGCUUUAGCCUCAUUGCUCAGUCUCCUUCCUCCAACCCCGGAAUCUCAUGCUGAUCGGACGACCAAAUCCCGAACACACAGGUAUCGUCGUCCGUUCAAAUCCAUCUCGCGUCAAUCCUCCGUGCCCUCUCUGGCUUCACCCGCGACUCUGGCACGGAAACACUCGACCUCAAAAUUGUCACACUCUGCAAUGAUUGCGGAAAUGGAUGUGCGUCAUCUGGCAUCUCGCGUUUCCGGUACGGUGCAACGCAAAUCGUCUACCAAAAGCCUGAAUGCGGAAUUUAUCGAAUCUCCACAUAAGCACAUUUCAAGUCAUCAGUUUGGCGUGCGUACUCCAUACCGAUCGUACUCUGCAUCACACUCACUGGAUUGCGCCCCAGUCUACUAA
Echinostoma caproni is the source of this 504-nucleotide messenger RNA. The record is from the annotation of a GenBank genome assembly. Lineage: Eukaryota; Metazoa; Platyhelminthes; Trematoda; Plagiorchiida; Echinostomatidae.